Messenger RNA from Nerophis ophidion (straightnose pipefish), 2444 nucleotides. It is a transcript of the gene gipc1, whose product is annotated as GIPC PDZ domain containing family, member 1. The transcript has 7 exons. The coding region runs from base 476 to 1495 and encodes 339 amino acids. The record is from RefSeq and is a predicted model, not a curated record. Gene Ontology annotation, molecular function: protein binding. NCBI's taxonomy places the organism in Eukaryota, Metazoa, Chordata, Actinopteri, Syngnathiformes, Syngnathidae.
UCCGCGUGGACCUGAAGGCACCACCACUCCACCCCUAACCUAACGGCAGUCAUUACCAGCAGCGGCAUACCAGCACACUAACUUAAAUGUUCACCAUGCCGCGGCUUUUUUGGCCUUAAACUCCUCCUAAAACAACAUUUGUAGUUUAUAACCAGUAUUUUCUUGACAGCAGGACUUGUUUGCGAGGCUAGCCGCAGUGGGCUAGCGGGGCUAGCUAGCUAGCUAACGACACUUGGCUGUAAACUCCUGCUCGGCUGACGCCCCCCCCCCAAGGCACCCUACUGGACUUCUCUACUUCUUCUCUGAUGUGUGCUUUUGUAGCUCCACAACCUGGCCGUGUAAGAUGGCUCUCGAGCUCGUCUGAAGGACCUCGCUCUCACCGCGACACCCGAUAGCACACCUGUCGCUGCUCCUGCCCCGAAGACCUUCUGGACAACACCCUCGCCUCUUCUCUCUCACCUCCUGUGAGACUACUAUGCCUCUGGGUUUGGGUAGAAGGAAGAAGGCGUCCCCCUUGGUGGAGAAUGAAGAAGCGGAGCCCAUCCGCGCCGGUCUCAACAUUCCAGGGAUGGGGGGCUUGGCGGACGGAGCGGGCGUGGUCGGUCUGGGAGAAGGCGCCGCCUCAGAGGGGCUGCCUCCGCCCCCCAGCGGCAUGCGACCACGUCUCAUCUUCCACACGCAGCUGGCUCACGGCAGCCCCACCGGACGCAUCGAGGGCUUCAGCAACGUACGGGAGCUCUACUCCAAGAUCGGAGAAGCUUUCGGAAUCCCGCCAGCUGAGGUGAUGUUUUGCACAUUGAACACGCACAAGGUGGACAUGGACAAACUACUUGGAGGCCAGAUUGGCUUAGAGGACUUUAUCUUUGCACACAUUAAAGGACAGCGGAAAGAAAUUGAAGUGUUCAAAGGGGAGGACGCGCUCGGCUUAACCAUCACAGACAACGGAGCUGGCUAUGCUUUCAUUAAGCGGAUCCGCGAGGGCAGCAUCAUUCACCAGAUUCAGGUCAUCAAUGUGGGCGACAUGAUAGAGUCCAUCAACGGCCAUCGCCUGAUUGGCUGCCGGCACUACGAGGUGGCCAAGAUGCUGAAAGAGUUGCCCAAGGGAAAGGACUUCAUCAUCAAGCUAACGGAACCUCUCAAAGCCUUCGAUAUGAUUAGCCAGCGGUCCGGAGGGUCCAGGUCAUCAUCAGGGGUCCAGCUAGGCACCGGCAGGGGGACUUUGCGGCUGCGCUCCAGGGGUCCUGCAACUGUAGAGGAAGUGCCCUCCGCCUUUGAGGAGAAAGCCAUUGAGAAGGUGGACGACCUGCUGGAGAGUUACAUGGGCAUCAGGGACAGCGAGCUGGCGGCCACCAUGGUGGAGCUGGGCAAGGACAAGAAGAACCCUGACGAGUUUGCCGAAGCAUUAGACGAGACCCUCGGAGACUUCGCCUUCCCGGACGAGUUUGUGUUCGACGUGUGGGGUGCCAUCGGCGAUGCAAAGGUGGGACGGGUGUGAGCGGAGGAUUAACGGAGGCCAACAAAGCUGUGCGUGUGUCCACUACUUCUGCACAGAAGGGUUUAUUUGGAUGCUAUAUACUGUGUACUUCUGCUGUUUAAGACUUCACUGACUAAUCAUUUCUCUCAGUGCCAGGAAAGCAAGCUGCUUUUUUUUCCUUUUUUUUUUAUCUGGUCUUCCCGUGGUUGAACUGCAAGCCCGAGCCUCCCCUGCAUGUUGUUAUAAUUAUGGGACGCUAACACAAAGUUGCAUUGAUGUAACACUGCCUUCCCCCCCGACAACAUCUGCAGUGUCGUGCUGUCUUGACCCUCCACUCCCUCUUUUUACAAUGCAUGAGCAGUUCCAUUAUUUUAUAUUCAUUCUUACAAUGCAGUUUGUUUUUUUUUGCUGUUUUUUCUUUCUAAAGAAAAACAUGUGGGGUGUCAAAAAAGGUAGUAAGUGUAGCUCGCUGAAAAAAAGAACAUCACUGGUGUUUAGUCCGCACAUUCCACGCUGUAAUGACUGCAGUGCUACUCUGAAAAACAGUGUUAUACAUUUAUAUAUAUAUAAAAAGUCACUUUUUUGUUAGCGUGGCUGUCAUGGAUGGAGAUGUAGUUUAUGCCAAUGCUUGUGCUGAGUUAGUUUUUAUUGUUAUUAAUGGCUAGUGUUUUUAUAUAAAGUGAUGUGACCUCUACUUGAAAGGAGAUUGUGUGUUUUGUAAACAUUACCAAGCUUUGUGGAAGCUGAGGGAAGUGUUACAAGAGGAUUGUGGUGCAUGACACAGCAACUACUACUGUCACUUUUUAGUGUGGGCCGGAUAUAUAUCUUUUCCAAAUUUAAGUGUCACAUUUGGCUAUUUUGUCUGGAAAUGUCUUCAUUCACUCUUAAAGGAGCAUUGUCAAUGUGACUUUGUGUGACGCUGUUCCUGUUCAAUAACAAUGCCCUUCUAAUAAUAACCACUCUCUUUUCA